AUGUUUGCUCUUCCUCUACUUGUUUUGUCUCUCCAUUCAUUUGCCGUUUCUCUUUCUUUCUCCGUUCGCCUGCCGUUUCUCUUUCUUUCUCCGUUCGCCUGCCGUUUCUCUUUUCUUUCUCCGUUCGCCUGCUUUCUUUUCUUUCUCCGUUCGCCUGCCGUUUCUCUUUCUUUCUCCGUUCGCCUGCCGUUUCUCUUUCUUUCUCCGUUCGCCUGCCGUUUCUCUUUCUUUCUCCGUUCGCCUGCCGUUUCUCUUUCUUUCUCCGUUCGCCUGCCGUUUCUCUUUCUUUCUCCGUUCGCCUGCCGUUUCUCUUUCUUUCUCCGUUCGCCUGCCGUUUCUCUUUCUUUCUCCGUUCGCCUGCCGUUUCUCUUUCUUUCUCCGUUCGCCUGCCGUUUCUCUUUUCUUUCUCCGUUCGCCUGCCGUUUCUCUUUUCUUUCUCCGUUCGCCUGCCGUUUCUCUUUCUUUCUCCGUUCGCCUGCUGUUUUCUUUCUUUUUUCCGUUCGCCUGCCGUUUUCUUUCUUUCUCCGUUCGCCUGCCAUUUCUCUUUCUUUCUCCGUUCGCCUGCCGUUUUGUUUUCUUUCUCCGUUCGCCUGCUGUUUUUUUUCUUUCUCCGUUCUCCUAUUUUCUCUUUUCUUUCUCCGUUUUGUUUUUUCUCUUUCUCCGUUCGCCUGGCAUUUUGUUUUCUUUCUCCGUUCGCCUGUUUUGUUUUUUUUCCGCUCACUCUUGGUUCACUUGUCGUUUUGUUUUCUCUCUCUCAGUUCACUUGGCAUUUUUUUUCUCUCUCUCUAUUCACUUGUCGUUUUGUUUUCUCUCUCUCAGUUCACUUGGCAUUUUGUUUUCUCUCUCUCUCUCUUUCUAUCUCUCUCUCGGUUCACUUGUCGUUUUGUUUUUCUCUCUCUUCACUCUCUCUCUCUCUCUCAGUUUUAUUUUUUGUUCUCUCUCUCUCUCUCUUCACUUGUCAUUUUGUUUUUUCUCUCUCUCUCUCUCUCCACUUGUCGUUUUGUUUUUUCUCUCUCUCUCUCUCUCUCUCCACUUGUCGUUUUGUUUUUUCUCUCUCUCUCGGUUCACUUGUCAUUUUGUUUUUUCUCUCUCUCGGUUCACUUGUCGUUUUUUUUUUUUCUCUCUCUCGGUUCACUUGUCGUUUUGUUUUUCUCUCUUUCUCUUGGUUCACUUGUUUUGUUUUUCUCUCUCUCUCUCUCUCAGUUCACUUAUCAUUUUGUUUUCUCUCUCUCUCUCAGUUCACUUGUCAUUUUGUUUUCUCUCUCUCUCUCUCGGUUCGCUUGUCGUUUUGUUUUUUCUCUCUCUCUCGGUUCACUUGUCGUUUUGUUUUUUUUUUUCUCUCUCUCGUUUCACUUGUCGCUUUUGUUUUUUUUCUCUCUCUCUCGUUUCACGUGUCGCUUUUUUUUUUUCUCUCUCUCUCGUUUCACGUGUCGUUUUGUUUUUUUUCUCUCUCUCGUUUCACGUGUCGCUUUUGUUUUCUCUCUCUCUCGGUUCACGUGUCUUUUGUUUUUUCUCUCUCUCUCUCUUUUUUUUUGUCGUUUUGUCGUUUUGUUUUUUCUCUCUCUCUCUCUCGGUUCACUUGUCGUUUUGUUUUUUUCUCUCUCUCUCUCGGUUCACUUGUCGUUUUGUUUUUUUUCUCUCUCUCGGUUCACUUGUCGCUUUUGUUUUUUUCUCUCUCUAGGUUCACUUGUCGCUUUGUUUUUUCUCUCUCUCUCUCGGUUCACUUGUCGUUUUGUUUUUCUCUCUCUCUCUCUUCACUUGUCGUUUUGUUUUUCUUCUCUCUCUCUCUCGGUUCACUUGUCGCUUUUGUUUCUCUCUCUCUCUCUCUCUCUCCAGGUUCACUUGUCGUUUUUUUCUCUCUCUCUCUCUCGGUUCACUUGUCGUUUUGUUUCUCUCUCUCUCUCUCUCAAUUCACUUGUCGUUUUGUUUCUCUCUCUCUCUCUCUGGUUCACUUGUCGUUUUGUUUCUCUCUCUCUCUCUCUCGGUUCACUUGUCGUUUUGUUUCUCUCUCUCUCUCGGUUCACUUGUCGUUUUGUUUUUCUCUUUCUCUCUCUCUCUCUCGGUUCACUUGUCAUUUUGUUUUCUCUCUAUCUCUCGGUUCACUUGUUUCGUUUUCUCUCUCUCUCUCUGUCUAUCCGUUCAUCCUCACUCUCUCUCCAUCUUUUUCUUCUCUCCACAUUUUGA
Messenger RNA from Acanthosepion pharaonis, 2184 nucleotides. Lineage: Eukaryota; Metazoa; Mollusca; Cephalopoda; Sepiida; Sepiidae. The record is from the annotation of a GenBank genome assembly.